AUGGCAAAUUGGAAUGACCUAUCACUGGCGCUGAAGCAGAGAAUCAUUGAAAAGUUAGAGUUUCGAACCAGGUAAGUGCACAUUUCUACAAACAAGUAUCCAAACGGUCCCAAGCUGUUUGGAACAAAUGUUCUUCAGAUUCCGCUUUCGCCACGUGGCAAAGUCGACUCAGCUGGCCGUCGAUUCUCUGAAUCUCCGCAUUCCACGCGUCAAUUUCAAGGCACACGCGCGGAAUCGAAUAAAUUUGACAAUUUAUUUGGCCAUCGGAAGUGUGAUUGAUCUGGAAUUCGGAAGCGAUGUCAACAAUGUGACCGAGCUGAAAAUGUUGGUGUGAAUCGAUGAAAUCUCGUAAAAAUACGCCUAUAAUUCAGAAGCACGAGCUGGACGACGAAAAAGCGGAAUAAAAAGUCGAAGACGAGACGAAUUCCGUGUCGAAAUCCGUUUUUCCUGGCCGUCACCACCCUAAAAUCCAUCGUCCAAACGCCGAAAACUGUGCUCGGAACGCUGGAGUUCGCUGCAAUUCUAGACGUGGACGAGUUUCGGACGAUCGAUAGCAUUCUGAAGGACGGUCCCAAGAUCCGAACGCGCAUUCUCAAGACGGACUCGUUCAACGACGCGGCGAUCGGAUGCCACGUGGCGCGCACGGACAUUUCCGAGAUUCACAUUUUGAUGAAGGAUUCGAAAGGGACCGUGCCCGUCGUUUACACCCGGAAAAUGAGAUAUUUCACGAGAAAAGCGCUGCCGAGACAGCCGCAGAUCACCGGAUUUUGUGAGCAGACUUCAUUUUCGAUAGCACCCAACACUCAACCCAUUUCAGAUGGUUUCUAUAGUACGGAAGAGACGGUGAAAAAAGAGAUGGUCGAACUUUGGAAUGACGAAGCGAACCAGCUGGGAUUACGUGUGGAACGGUAAGAAUUGCGGUAUCUUUUUUAUGAAUUUUUUUUUUCGGUUUUUUGCCAGUUAUAGAAAACUCUAGAAGCUGUCAGAUAAUGCAUUUCAGGUCGUCGGAUGGUGACGAAUGGAUCCGAAAAAACGGCGAACUCGUGUUGUGCCGCAGAAAAACGGCGUGUGGAGUGAUGAUAAGAACGCAGACGUACAAAUUCUAUCCGGAGGUACACUGUAUCCCGGUUUUUCUGACUGAAAAUGUUCAAACUCUUCUAGGAAUCGAGCAUGUGUGAGUUGAGAUGGACGUGUUCAAAGUGUGCGGAUCCGUUCGAUCGAUGGUAUCAAUUGAAUGUGGCCAAAGAGGUUGGGACGUCUUUAGAGACGCAUAUCUCGUGAAUCAAUGAUUCAUCCAAAAUACUGUCAACUACAAAAUGAUAGGAAAUUUUGCGCUGAACAACUUUCUAGUUAACCAUUUUAUCACAAAAUUCUUCAUUUUCAAAAUACGACCUUUUUUCUGCGCCCUUAUUCAAUGCUAAACUUUUCAGACAAACGGCUGGGAACUGGAUGCGAAAAUGCUGAAAGUGCAAGUACUUCCGGUGAUCAACAAUGUUUGUCCGAUAAACGGAUAUUUCAAAAUGGCCGAGCAAUCGUUUAUCGAUUGGGAAUCGGCGUGCAAAAAGGACAAGAAGUCGUCGAAUUUUAGCGCUAAAACGGAAAAUUUCCGGAAAAUUGUCAUAUCCAUCGCCACUCUGAUGGCUCUUUUUUUGGCGCUUUAUGUUUAUUGGUGA
This is a messenger RNA of Caenorhabditis sp. 36 PRJEB53466, 1673 nucleotides long. NCBI's taxonomy places the organism in Eukaryota, Metazoa, Nematoda, Chromadorea, Rhabditida, Rhabditidae. The record is from the annotation of a GenBank genome assembly.